AUGGAAUUUGCAGCAUUCAGCAUGACUGUUGGUAUUGCCGAAGCCUAUCUGCGUAGAAUUUACAGUGACUAUGUUGGCAAGUCCGGGAAGACAUUCUCUAAAAUGUACGCGAAACUCCUGACUACCUUGCUUUUUGCCGCUCUAUUCUCCGUAGCCAUUGCAAGUCCUUACGAAAAGAAAA
This is a messenger RNA of Acaulospora morrowiae, 181 nucleotides long. Lineage: Eukaryota; Fungi; Glomeromycota; Glomeromycetes; Diversisporales; Acaulosporaceae. The record is from the annotation of a GenBank genome assembly.